AUUACUCCGUUAACGAGCUAGAUACACUGAAGGCUAUCUUCCAGCACUCCAGGAAAGAAUCUACCAGUCAUCACAACAGUGAUUCUUCAGGCGUUGAUCACAAAGGAAGUGAAAAUAUGGUUAGAAGUAUUGAUUCAAUAGGAGGAGGGAAUCUGGUGAGAAAUAUUGACCCAAUUGGGGGAGGGAAUCUUCCCAGAAACAUUGACCCUAUUGGUGGUGGAAAUCUCCCCAGAAAUAUUGAUUCUAUUGGAGGUGGACAUCUAGUCAGAAAUAUCGAUUCAAUUGGAGGUGGAAACCUUGUUAGAAACAUUGAUUCCAUUGGUGGGGGAAACUUAAUGAGAAAUAUUGAUUCACUUGGUGGAGGAAAUCUAGUAAGGAACAUUGAUUCCAUUGGAGGCGGGAAUUUAGUGAGGAACAUUGACUCUAUUGGUGGUGGGAAUCUGGUAAGGACAAUUGAUCGUAUUGGCGGUGGACAUCUCAUUAGAAAUAUUGAUUCAAUUGGAGGUGGAAAUCUCCCAAGAAACAUUGACUCCAUUGGAGGUGGAAAUCUAGUCAGAAACAUUGAUUCCAUUGGGGGUGGGAAUCUAGUCAGAAAUAUUGAUUCCAUUGGGGGUGGAAAUUUAGUCAGAAACAUUGAUUCCAUUGGUGGUGGAAAUCUGGUUAGGGCCAUUGAUCGUAUUGGAGGUGGACAUCUCCUAAGAAAUAUUGAUUCUAUUGGUGGUGGAAAUCUAGUCAGAAAUAUUGAUUCCAUUGGGGAUGGGAACCUAGUCAGAAACAUUGAUUCCAUUGGAGGUGGGAAUAUAGUUAGAAACAUAGAUUCUAUUGGGGGCGGAAAUUUAGUCAGAAACAUUGAUUCCAUUGGUGGUGGAAAUCUGGUUAGAACCAUUGAUCGUAUUGGAGGUGGACAUCUCCUAAGAAAUAUUGAUUCUAUUGGUGGUGGAAAUCUAGUCAGAAAUAUUGAUUCGAUUGGUGGAGGAAAUCUUGUCAAACGAUCUGAAUAGCUCUUUAUCGUAUUGCAGACUGUAGUCUUGAGAAAAACUUUUAACGCCUCAUGUUUUGCUUCAAAUAUAAUUUAUUAAAUAAUGUAAUAGUUUUGAGUAACAUAAAAUUAUUUGUGAUUUUAUUUAUUUAUGUCUGAAUAUCAAUCAAAGCAAUA
Messenger RNA from Schistocerca cancellata (South American locust), 1156 nucleotides. Its product is annotated as armadillo repeat-containing X-linked protein 4-like. The coding region runs from base 117 to 1001 and encodes 294 amino acids. The transcript is spliced from 3 exons. NCBI's taxonomy places the organism in Eukaryota, Metazoa, Arthropoda, Insecta, Orthoptera, Acrididae. The record is from RefSeq and is a predicted model, not a curated record.